Molecule: messenger RNA, 1093 nt
Organism: Colias croceus (clouded yellow)
Lineage: Eukaryota; Metazoa; Arthropoda; Insecta; Lepidoptera; Pieridae
Product: myosin regulatory light chain, smooth muscle
Exons: 6
Coding region: 113-838 (241 amino acids)
Biological process (GO): post-embryonic development; locomotion
Cellular component (GO): myosin II complex; cytoplasm
Molecular function (GO): calcium ion binding; myosin heavy chain binding
Source: RefSeq, a predicted model, not a curated record
ACUCGGAAUUGCAAUGUAAAUGUAAUCUCUCCAAAUUUGUUUAGUCACAAUUACCACAGUAUACCGCAAGCACGCAAAUCGUGUAAUUUUUAUACGAAAUUAAAUUUUAAACAUGGACGAAGAAAAUACUAAGCCACCAAAACAAAAAAAAAGUAAAGGCGAGCGCAAAGAUAGUCGCGGGAGAAAAGAGACGGAUGAGGCUCAAGAUGAAAUAAAAAAAUUUAAAGAGAAUUUACUACAAUCGGUUUCAGACGGGGGUACAAUAUUCAAUGCUCAUUCUGAGCUCCUAGUGCCGCCGCCGCGACCAAGGUCCGGGUCCACAGCGAGAGACGCGCUAGAAGUGUCCGCUAGUGUGCUGGCUGAACUUGAUGAGAACAAGAUCUUUGAGUUGAAAGAGGCGUUUCUUCUGUUCGAUAUAAACGGCGACGGGUGCAUCGACCACAAUGACCUGCGAGCCACCUUCGUCAGUCUUGGAGAAAGUGUGGACGAUAGAGCUGUUAAGACCAUGCUUUCAGAGGCAUCAAACCCUUUGAACUUUGACGCGUUUGUCAACCUCCUCGGGUAUAAGAGCCUUGAGCUCGAUUCCGAAGAGACCCUCGUCGCGGCGCUGUCUCGCUGGGACACGGAGAACACUGGAUAUAUAUCUGAAGAAAGAAUCCGCCACGACCUAAUGACUUGGGGAGAUAGAUUUACCGAGAAAGAAGCAGAUUACGCUCUGGACGAAGCACCAAUGGUGUUGGACAAGAACGGCUACAACCUCAUUGAUUACAAACAGUUCUGCAGCAAACUUUGCGGUCUCAAGAAACCGAACAAGGAGGUGCUUCAAGUGAAAGACUGAUUUUAUAAAAGUUCUUUAAGUAGUGGUGGCCGUUCAGUUUUACUACGUUGAGCUGUUUUAUUUAUGACCUUGUUUCUUUUUUCAUGUUUUGCUACCUCUAUGUAUUGUAAUGGAAUUUAUAUUAUUCAUAAAAUGUGGGAAGAAAUAAGAGAUUAAAAGUAUUUUCCAUUCAUUAAAAAAGUAAUUAACCAUUAUGUUAAUUUAAACAAUUUGUGUUUGCAAAUAUAUUUAAAUAAAGUUAAGGCUUUGAAGCUU